This is a messenger RNA of Sardina pilchardus (European sardine), 2148 nucleotides long. RefSeq names its product suppressor of cytokine signaling 5a (gene socs5a). Gene Ontology annotation, cellular component: phosphatidylinositol 3-kinase complex. Gene Ontology annotation, biological process: phosphatidylinositol phosphate biosynthetic process; intracellular signal transduction. The record is from RefSeq and is a predicted model, not a curated record. Gene Ontology annotation, molecular function: 1-phosphatidylinositol-3-kinase regulator activity. Lineage: Eukaryota; Metazoa; Chordata; Actinopteri; Clupeiformes; Clupeidae. The transcript is spliced from 2 exons. Bases 355 to 2055 code for a protein of 566 amino acids.
AACACGACCUUCCAUUGGAGUCUCUUCAUGUCAGUCAAGUUCUGUCUGCCGUUCCUCUCUGCUCCCAGCACUGCUGCACAGGCGACCAUAUCGGCCGUCAGGGAGAGAACGGGAAUCACAGGCCUGGAUUAUGAAAAGAUUCAAAAAAUGUCGAGUUUUUAAUCGAUGCUUGCUUCUAGACAAAUCACUGCGAUAAUAGCCGCCGAUAUGAAUACGUGUAUUUUAUUUACUAAAGCUACACAUCAGGAGAAUUUCCCCUCGACUUUUUGUGAUAUAUAUUUUUCGCAAACAAAAGAAAACUGUCCUGAAAAUAAUUGAGGAAAGGAAGGAGCAAAGGUGCAGGCGGCCCACCCCAUGGAGAGGGUGGGUAAGGUGUGGAGCAACCUGAAGAGGGGAUGCCAGUCUCUGCUCCACCCAGAUGGAGGUGCUCGCGACCAGGCUUCGCCACAGGAGGCCAGCCCCCCCAGGCCACCAGCCUCCAGCCUGCCCCUGGUGGCUGGGAGGGCCAACAACAGCAACAACAACACUAGCAGCAUCGGCGGCUUGUCGGGAGGCUCGAGCAUGCGGCGGCCCGGGCAGAACUGCGUGGUGGACAUGGCCCAGGUGCUGGAGAUCACGCUGGAGCAGGACGUGGACGGCCGGCCGGGCCAGCUGGGCACCCGCCGGGACUCGUACUCGCGCCACGCGCCCUGGAGCGGCAAGAAGCGCCACUCGUGCUCCACGCGGGCGCAGGGCUCGCUGGAGGGGCGCGAGCGGGGAGGCAGGGGCCGCUGCCGCCACCGGGGCGAGGAGCUGGAGUCCGGCGGGGGGUCGCGCUCACUGCGGCAGCAGCUGCAGGACACGGUGGGGCUGUGCUUACCGCUGCGCUGCUCCACAUCACGCACGCCGCCCAAGCGCAAGAUCCACCUGACCGAGCUCAUGCUGGAGACCUGCCCCUUCCCCCCCGGCUCGGACCUGGCGCGCAAGUGGCACCUCAUCAAGCAGCACACGGCGCCCGUGGCUGCCGGCUCGGGCUCCUCCUCGUCUUCGUCCUCGUCGUCCGCCCCGGCCGCUCUCCCGCCCUCUGCAUCUGGCCAGCAGGACUGGCCUCGAGGAGGAGGAGCAGGAGCAGGAGCAGGAGGAGGAGGAGGAGGAGGAGGAGGAGCGGCGUCGGCCGAGGACGAGGAGGAGCGCUUGCGGGAGCGGCGGCGGCUCAGCAUCGAGGAGGGCGUGGACCCGCCGCCAGACGCCCAGAUCCACACGGUGGAGGCCCUGGCCCCGCUGGCCUGCCUGCACAAGCUGGGCCCCAAGCUGGCGCCGGGGCUGAACGAGGGGCCGGCCGAGGCCAGCGGAGGAGGGGCGCGCGGGGGACGAGGAGGAGGAGGAGGAGGAGGAGGCGGGAGCGGCGGCGCGGACUGCGACUCGGAGGAGGAGGACGGCACCACGCUGUGCCUGCAGACCCGCCGCGCACGCCAGCGCCACAACCAGCCGCCCCCCUCGUCCUCCAGUGCCAGUGGCAGCGCCGCCGAGGGCCCCUGGCGGGUCCACACGCAGAUCGACUACAUCCACUGCCUGGUGCCCGACCUGCAGCAGAUCACGGCGCUGCCCUGCUACUGGGGCGUGAUGGACCGCUACCAGGCCGAGGCGCUGCUGGACGGCCGGCCCGAGGGCAGCUUCCUGCUGCGCGACUCGGCCCAGGAGGACUACCUGUUCUCCGUCAGCUUCCGGCGCUACGGCCGCUCGCUGCACGCGCGCAUCGAGCAGUGGAACCACAACUUCAGCUUCGACGCGCACGACCCGUGCGUCUUCCACGCCGCCACCGUCACGGCGCUGCUGGAGCACUACAAGGACCCGUCGGCGUGCAUGUUCUUCGAGCCGCUGCUCACCGCGCCCGUGCCGCGCACCUUCCCCUUCUCGCUGCAGGGCCUGGCGCGCUCCGCCAUCUGCUGCCGCGUCUCCUACGACGGCAUUGGCGCGCUGCUGCUGCCGCCGCCGCUGCAGGACUACCUCAGGGAGUACCACUACAAGCAGCGCGUGCGCGUCCGCUGGCUGGAGAGGGAGCUCAAGGCCAAGUGAGAGAGACGCUGCUGCUGCCCGGUGGCGGCUUGACCGCAGGGUGCGUGUGCGUUUGCAGUCCAGGAGGCCGCUCAGUGCUCUGGAGUGGCCUGU